This is a messenger RNA of Rotaria socialis, 1734 nucleotides long. The record is from the annotation of a GenBank genome assembly. NCBI's taxonomy places the organism in Eukaryota, Metazoa, Rotifera, Eurotatoria, Philodinida, Philodinidae.
AUGAGUCUUAAAUCCAUUCGUUUAUGGUUUCGUUUAUUUGUUGCAAAUGAUCUUCCUAUCAUUAUUGUUUUAUUUAUAUGGUUAGCGAUAAAUAUUCUUUUAUUCAUUGGCAACUUUUUUAAUAUUCAUGAUUCUCUAAAAUAUUUUUAUUUACGUUCGUUAAUAUCCGAUGCCUUAAGUGUUGCACGAGCAGCAGCGCUCUGUUUGAAUUUCAAUUGCUUUUUAAUUCUUCUACCUGUCUGUCGAAAUUUACUUUCGUUGAUACGAAAUAUUUUGCCGCAUUGUAUAGCAAAAGCAAGGUUUCGUCGUGUUACAAAACGUCUAUUUGAUCAAAAUAUCGGUUUUCAUCGAUGUGUUGGCUAUGCAAUAUGUUUCUGGUCUAUAAUACAUGUCGGAGCACAUGUUUAUAAUUAUGAACGUUUGAUUGAUGUCAAUAAUGAAUACCAAUCUCUUCCAUCAGCAUUAAAUUUACUUUAUCUUCAGUCGUCCGAGUCUCAAGUCAAUCCCCUCGAUCGAGCAAAUCCAAAUUCAUUAGGUGUUGGAUCAAUGCUGAGUACAACAGCAGGGAUUACCGGAGUCAUACUUUGCAUUUGUUUAAUAAUUAUAUUUAGCUCAUCAACUGCCUUGAUUCGUCGAUCAUUUUAUGAGAUAUUUUGGUUUGCUCAUCAUUUUUUUAUUCUAUUUUUCAUUUGUCUAAUUAUUCACGGUUUACAACGCAUAAUUAAAUCACAAACAAAUGUUAGCGAACAUAAUCCAGAAAUAUGUGCUUCUCUCUACCUUGAAUGGGGUGUCAAUGAACAAUGUCUUAUUUAUCCACGCUUCAGUGGCUCAGAAGCAACGAGUUGGAUGUGGCUCUGUGGUCCACUUGGUCUUUAUGUUCUUGAACGCGUUCUUCGUUUCAUACGUAGUUUACAACGUGUCGAAAUACUUGAUAUCAUUCGACACGACUCGAAUGUUACUGAAAUACGAUUUCGAAAACAAUUCAUGCAGACACCACAACCCGGUCAAUAUAUUUAUUUGAAAUGUUUUUCGAUUGCUCUAUUCGAGUGGCAUCCAUUUACAGUGACAUCAGCUGCUGAAGAUACCUAUGUUAGUGUUCAUGUACGAACUGCAGGAAAUUGGACCAGUGAUUUAGUGAAAAAAUUGGCAAUGUAUCCACAACAGAUACCGAGAUUAGGAGUUGAUGGACCGUAUGGAAGUGCAGCUGAUGAUGUAUUUAAUUAUGAUGGUGUUAUACUAGUUGGCGCUGGUAUUGGUGUAACACCAUAUGCUGCUAUAUUGAAACAUAUUCGUUCGUCGCAAUCGAAUGAUGUUCGUCUUCGUCGUGUUUAUUUCUAUUGGAUAUGUAAUACGACAUCUUGCUAUGAGUGGUUUGCUGAAAUGCUUCAACAAAUCGAGCAUGAUUUUCGAGAUCGGCCUAAUUUUUUAACUUAUCACAUUUAUUUAACGAAAUGGUCAAUGAGAGAAGCUCGAGCUGUUGUACAAAAUAAUAGUGACCAACGAGACAUAUGGACAGGUCUAGAAAGUAAAACAUCUUAUGGACGACCUAAUUUCGCUGCUGAUUUUCAAGGUAUUAUCAAUGAAGAUUGGCAGAUGACACAAAAACGUGAUAUUGGUGUGUUUGUGUGCGGUCCGAAACCGUUGGCAAAAGAACUUCAAUGUUUAUGUAUCAAACUGAACGAUCAUAGUUCACCGAAUAAAGUUCAAUUUUAUUUAAAUAAGGAAAAUUUCUAA